Messenger RNA from Clonostachys solani, 207 nucleotides. The record is from the annotation of a GenBank genome assembly. Lineage: Eukaryota; Fungi; Ascomycota; Sordariomycetes; Hypocreales; Bionectriaceae.
AUGGCUUCUCGCAAUGUUCUCAAGGUUUCCGCCUUGCACUACAAGGACCCUAAUAAGACAGACGAGGAGUUUGAAAAGUGGUUCCAUGAGGAUUUGAACCCAAAAUGGGUGAAGCUCAUCAAGAAACACGAGGUGUUGAAAUACGCAGUGGUCAGUGUGGCAUAUCCCUUUAUUGGUCGACUGCUCAAAAACCUUCUGCCCUUCUGA